This is a messenger RNA of Apaloderma vittatum (bar-tailed trogon), 916 nucleotides long. It is a transcript of the gene EIF2B1, whose product is annotated as eukaryotic translation initiation factor 2B, subunit 1 alpha, 26kDa. Gene Ontology annotation, cellular component: eukaryotic translation initiation factor 2B complex. Gene Ontology annotation, biological process: translational initiation. The transcript is spliced from 7 exons. The annotation marks the transcript as partial. NCBI's taxonomy places the organism in Eukaryota, Metazoa, Chordata, Aves, Trogoniformes, Trogonidae. Gene Ontology annotation, molecular function: guanyl-nucleotide exchange factor activity; translation initiation factor activity. The record is from RefSeq and is a predicted model, not a curated record.
GGGGAGACCAUCCAGGGCCUGAGGAGCAGCUUGCUGGCCGCCAUCGACACCCUCUCCCGGGUGGACUCCUCGGUGGCCGUCUCCUCCGGAGGGGAGCUCUUCCUGCGCUUCAUCAGCCUCACCUCCCUGGAGUACUCGGACUACUCCAAGUGCAAAGAAAUCAUGAUCGAGCGCGGGGAGAUCUUCCUCAGGAAGGUGUCUCUCUCUCGGAACAAAAUCGCCAGGCUGUGUCAUCCUUUCAUCAGGGAUGGUGCCCGAAUAUUGACACAUGCCUACUCAAGAGUGGUCCUCAGAGUGCUAGAAGCAGCUGUGGAGUCAAAGAAGCGAUUCAGUGUUUAUGUUACUGAAUCACAGCCAGAUCAAGCAGGGCAAAAAAUGGCAAAAGCCCUGAGAAAGCUGAACAUUCCUGUGACUGUGAUUUUGGAUGCUGCGGUUGGCUACAUUAUGGAGAAAGUGGACCUGGUGUUAGUUGGUGCUGAAGGUGUAGUUGAAAGCGGAGGCAUUAUUAACAAGAUUGGCACGAAUCAAAUCGCCGUGUGCGCCAAAGCUCAGAACAAGCCAUUUUACGUGGUAGCAGAAAGUUUCAAGUUUGUAAGACUCUUCCCUCUAAAUCAGCAGGACGUCCCAGAUAAAUUUAAGUACAAAGCAGACACUCUGAAAACAAGUCAGAAUCUAACAGAGGAGCAUCCCUGGAUCGACUACACGUCACCGUCUCUCAUUACGCUACUGUUUACAGACCUCGGUGUGUUAACUCCGUCAGCUGUCAGUGAUGAACUCAUUAAACUCUAUCUGUAAGAGAGGACUCGGUGUACAGGACGUGUCUUCUUCAGAGACCAUCACAGUUGUAAAAAUUUGGAAGAUGAUACAAGUUUUAUGGACACAGUUUAGGAAGUGACAUUAAAAGGAUUAAUGUAAU